AUUUGUCGAUAAACAUGUCGAAUUCGUGGAUUUUAAAAAGGUGGUAGGAGUAAUAAUGCAACCAUUUAAAUAGAACUGGUUCUAUAUAUUUCACUCAGAGAUAUUUUUAAGUGUGCGACAUUCAAAGAAAAAGUAAGAAUUCGAGAGAGAAAAAAAAGAAAAGAAAAGAAUUCGACCAUGAAGAUGAAGACCACUAUUAUGCAUUUUCUGUUUAUCGUUGCAACAACAACAGCAUCGAAUCUACCGAGCAGCUUCAAAAUUUGUAAUAGAUUUGAUCCCCAAUAUUCCGAAUGUUUGAGCAAUUCUAUUACCGACGCUAUUGUCUCUAUGGCCGACGGUUUGAAAAGUUUCAACGUACCAACGUUCGAACCAUUGAAAAUCGACAACAUAACAAUCAGUAGAUCAGAAAGUUCACUACAGCAAGAAUAUAAAAAUAUUCAAAUUCAUGGAAUGACCAAAGGUCUAAAGAUAAACAACGUUCAAUUAAAUUGGAAAACUUUAACAAUCGACAUGGACAGUUAUAAUCCUGUAUUGACUUUAUUUGGAGAUUACAAGCUCAACGGAAAGAUUACAAUAAUACAAGUAAAUGGUUCUGGAAAAUCUAAUAUAACUGUGCCCCACAUGGAAAUGCAUCAUUCGAUACAAUUCGAGGAAUUCGUUCAAGAAGAUAAUGAGAUUUAUUUUAGAGUGACACAAUACAAUAUCAAACUGCAUCCAAAGAAGAUUAUUUACGAAUUCGAUAAUCUUUUCAAUGGUGACUCAAUCCUUGGAAAACAAGUCAAUAAGUUCAUGAACGAAAAUUCUCUGCUGGUCUUCGAUGAAUUUCAAAUACCUUUGGAGAAAAUCUGUGGUGCAAUGUUAAAAAACACCUGUAAUAAUAUUUUCAUGCAUUUACCAAAAAGAAUCGUAUUUCCAUAGGA
Messenger RNA from Vespa crabro (European hornet), 920 nucleotides. It is a transcript of the gene JHBP-1, whose product is annotated as protein takeout-like. The transcript has 6 exons. The record is from RefSeq and is a predicted model, not a curated record. NCBI's taxonomy places the organism in Eukaryota, Metazoa, Arthropoda, Insecta, Hymenoptera, Vespidae. The coding region runs from base 178 to 918 and encodes 246 amino acids.